AUGUCGGCGGACCCUAAGAAGCGGGUGGUGGUGACCGGGCUGGGGGUCAUGUCGGGCCUCGGGCAGGAGCUUGGGGAGUUCUGGAGCAACUUGGUGGAGGGCAAGACGAGCAUAGCGCGCGUCUCUCACUUCGACCCGUCGGACUACACGUGCCAGAUCGCAUCGCAGGUCGGCGACUUUACCCCCGGCGAUUUCUUCACCAACGCCAAGACGGCGAAAUCCAACGAUAGGUUCACUCACCUCGCCGUCGCUGCCGCUCGUCGUGCGGUGGGGGACGCCGGACUCGACCUCGGCAAGGUGGACAAGUCACGCAUGGGCGUUAUGGUCGGCUCAGCCUUCGGAGGGAUGGCGACGUUCGAGGAGCAGACGCUGAAGCUGUCAGCAGGAGGCCCCAAGAAGGUCUCUCCCUUCACCAUCCCCGCCCUCCUUGGCAACACGGCCUCUGGCAUCAUCGGGAUCGAGCUGGGAGCGCAGGGGCCCAACUUCGGUGUGACGUCAGCAUGUGCCGUGGGAUCGCACGCGAUCGGGGAGGCGCUGAACGCCCUGCGACGGGGAGACGCCGACGUGAUGGUGGCUGGAGGAAGCGAAGCGGCCGUGACCCCCUUGUCUUUCGCCGGUUUCUGCGCCAUGAAGGCGAUGUGCACCCAGUUCAACGACAAGCCAGCUGAGGGAAGCCGGCCAUUCGAUGCCGACAGGUGCGGGUUUGUGAUGGGAGAGGGAGCAGGCGUGCUGGUGCUUGAGACACUCGAGCACGCGGAGAAGCGAGGAGCGAAGAUCUAUGCGGAGCUCGCAGGAUACGGAGCGAGUUGCGACGCGUACCACAUCACCACACCUGCUCCAGGAGGCGCCGGGCUCGCCAGGGCCAUCGAGGCAGCGCUGAGAAGCGGAGGAAUCAACAAGGAGGAGGUUGGAUACGUCAACGCUCACGGCACCUCCACUGCCUACAACGACAAGUUCGAGACGCUAGCGCUCAAGGCUGUUUUCGGCGAGGAAGGAGCCAAGAAGCUCAAGGUUUCCUCCACCAAGGGAGGGACGGGACACACGCUUGGAGCCGCAGGAGGCAUCGAGGCGGUGAUAGCAGUGAAGGCGCUUGAGACAGGCGUCAUCCCUCCCACCAUCAACUUCAAGACUGCGGACCCUGAGUGUGAUUUGGACUACACCUUCAACAAGGCUGCCACCGUCCCCGAUCUCAAGGUUGCCAUCUCGGAGAACUUGGGCUUCGGCGGGCACAAUGCCGCGCUCGCCUUCAAGAAGGUCUGA
This is a messenger RNA of Guillardia theta CCMP2712, 1260 nucleotides long. RefSeq lists its product as hypothetical. The transcript is spliced from 8 exons. The record is from RefSeq and is a predicted model, not a curated record. Gene Ontology annotation, biological process: fatty acid biosynthetic process. Gene Ontology annotation, molecular function: 3-oxoacyl-[acyl-carrier-protein] synthase activity. Lineage: Eukaryota; Cryptophyceae; Pyrenomonadales; Geminigeraceae. Bases 1 to 1260 code for a protein of 419 amino acids.